Molecule: messenger RNA, 711 nt
Organism: Thelazia callipaeda (thelaziosis nematode)
Lineage: Eukaryota; Metazoa; Nematoda; Chromadorea; Rhabditida; Thelaziidae
Source: the annotation of a GenBank genome assembly
AUGGGCUCAAAAGAUGUAUUGAGGAAAAUUACGCACGUAAUUUUUGAUGUUGACGGGUUGCUAGUCGAUUCGGAAGGAAUUUAUACAACUGUGAAUGAAAAACUCCUCCAAAGCUAUGAUCGAAAAUUUACUAUGGAUAUGAAAAAUCACAUGAUGGGAAUGCGGAAAGCAGAUGCUGUGAAGUGGUUGCUUUCUACUGUUGGAUUAAUGGAUAAAGUAUCUGUCGAGGAAUAUGACAAAAGUUAUGAUCAUUUACUAGCCGCAGCAUUGCCGAAUUGUGAACUGAUGCCUGGUGCAUUACGUUUAGUUCGACAUUUAAAUGCUCAUAAUGUACCAAUCGCACUCUGUACUGGUUCAAAUAGUGUUGAGUUCAAUGCCAAAAUGAUAAAUCAUAAAGAACUUCUGGAACUCUUUCCUCUCCGUGUACUUAUCGGUGAUGAUAUGUCAAUAAAACGGAGUAAGCCAGCUCCAGAUGGAUUUCUUGCUGCAAUGAAUCUUUUUGCAAAAAGGCCUGCGGAAACUGCGAAUGUGCUUGUUUUUGAAGAUUCUGUUAAUGGUGUUCGAGCUGCUGUAGCAGCUGGCAUGAAUGUAAUAAUGGUACCAGACUUAACUAAUACCAAACCUCCUGAGGACUGCAUUGACAAAAUAGCAUAUGUUUUGAAAAGCUUAGAAGAUUUCAUACCCGAAAGUGUUGGUUUACCGCCAUAUUAG